Molecule: messenger RNA, 1857 nt
Organism: Pneumocystis jirovecii RU7
Lineage: Eukaryota; Fungi; Ascomycota; Pneumocystomycetes; Pneumocystales; Pneumocystaceae
Exons: 1
Coding region: 1-1857 (618 amino acids)
Source: RefSeq, a predicted model, not a curated record
AUGGUUUUAGGUGAUGAUGUUUCUAUGUAUAGUCUUAUCUUAGAUGAUUCUAUCACAACUGAAGAAAAAUGUAAAACAUAUUUAGAAUAUUUAUGUGAAAAACUCGUAGAAAAGCUACCGGGAGGAAAUUUUACCAAUAUACUGAAGAAAUUAUGCAAUUUAACUAAAAGAAAUAAUUAUUGCAAAGGUCUCUUUACUCAGGGUCGUAUUAAAAAAGACUUAGAUAAAAAAUGUAAUGGUAUAAAGGAUAAACUCAAAUAUUAUUAUUAUAGUUUAAGUAAAACUUUAUUUACAGGAGAAUGGAAUGCAAGAAUAGAAGCAGAAGAUUGCGAAAAUUAUGAAACGUUGUGUAUAGUUUUUCAAAGAGUUUGCUAUGGUUUGAUUAGCGAUUUAUGUGGCAAAUUUAAUAAUCUCUGUUAUAAAAAAUAUAUUAAAGAUACUGAAGAUAGUGUAUUAUUGGAAUUUAUAGGAAAAGAAGCACUAUCUAAUGAAUCGAAAAAUAAUGAACUGGAACAUGAACAUCUAUAUACCCAAUGUAUUCACACUCUUCUUAAAAAAUGUCAUUGUAUAACCUCUUUUGGGCCUACUAUGGCAGAAUCAUGUUCUCAAUUAACGGAUACAUGUAAUCACUUUAAUCGAAGUACUACCAUAACUUGUCGAUAUUUGGACUCUUAUAUUAAAAAUUUUCUCUUAGAAAAACAGGAACAUAUUACAGGUUAUAAGAAAAAGAUAACAAGAAAUAAAUGUUCGUUGCUUGGAGCUUGUGAGUAUUAUUUAUUACUCUGUCAUAACAAAACAACAGAGAAUCUUUGCAAGCCAAUAAUAGAAGAAUGCUCCGCAAAAGCUGAUCUAGAUAUGGGCUUCGUAAAGAAUCUUUCUUUAGGCGAAUGCAAAUCAACGUUUCAAAACGUAAAUUUAACUAGAUUUUUUUAUGAAAAACAAAAAAGUGGAGUUUCAUUACCGCAUAAAGCUCCAUAUCUUACUCCUCUUUUAAUGUUUUUCUCUUCCCUAGAAAGAUCUACUCUUACUUUAAAGGAAAGAUGCUUGAAUUUUAUUAAAAAAAAUUGUUUGGCUCUUCUGGGUAUGUUUCCUAAUCUUCAUGAAUAUUGUAAGAGUGGAUAUACUGAUGAAUGUAAUGAUAUGGAUAGAAGGAUGAAUACAACAUGUAUCAAUUUAAAUAAAACAUUUGAAGAAUUAGGUCUUACUUCUACUAAUGGCGUUUGGACUAUACUAUGGAACAGCACAGCAAACAAUAUCACUACACCCCAAUGUCAAAUGUUAAUAGAAGAAUGCACUUAUUUUAGACCUGGUUGUCCUGGUAUUAAAAGUCCAUGUGAAAAUGUAAAAGCUCUAUGUUAUACACUGAGUAAAAAAAGAUCUCACUUAAAUUAUUUUUGGGAAAAACUCGAAGAAAAAUUAUCACCUAGUGAUUUUAGCAUUUUUAAUCAAUCUAAUCUACCUCAAUCUUCAGCUGCUUCUAAUUUAUAUCAGCAUAUAUACAAGCAUAUUCUAGAUAUAUGUGCAGAGCUUGGAGGAACUAACGAAGUCUUAUUUAGAUGGUGUUUGCACCCCACCCCUAAUCACCCCCCCCUCCCCUCUGUAACUUUCCCAGGUAACUUAUUUGAUAGAUUAUUUCAUGAUUUUUUAGCAAGGCGUGAUGAUUUAGAAAGAGGCUUAUUAUAUGUAGGAGAACCUCCUAGUUUAGCAGAAUGUGCACCUUAUGUUUAUGAAUGUCAUAACUUAUUAGAGAUUUUUAAAGAUCUUACUACUAAUUGUACAAUACUGGAAAAUGAAUGUUAUAAUGGGUACAAAGACUAUGAUAAACUUGAAAAUUCUAAGCUUAUUAAGUCGAUUUGA